Pelobates cultripes (western spadefoot toad) is the source of this 17817-nucleotide messenger RNA. The record is from the annotation of a GenBank genome assembly. Lineage: Eukaryota; Metazoa; Chordata; Amphibia; Anura; Pelobatidae.
GCUUGGACUAUAGCGGCCCUUCUCGGGAGUUUUUUUUCCUACUCUCUCAAGAGCUCUUCAAUCCUUACUAUGGUUUGUUUGAGUAUUCGGCAAAUGAUACCUACACUGUACAAAUAAGUCCCAUGUCUGCAUUUGUUGAAAACCAUCUUGAGUGGUAAGUCGUAAUAUUUUAUUACUUACAAUAUCAUGUUCUUUCAAAGCAGUCUGCGUAAGGAUGUCCUUGUUUAUGUUCUUUGGGAUCGGUACAUAGAAUACUAAAGAGCCAUCACACGGCACAAGCCAACUGUACUGUCAGAGAUUUUAAAAAAACAUUUGUGAAAAUAAAAUAAUUUUUCAAGGGGUUUACUCAAUGAAUCCUCAACAUACCAGAACCAAAGGAACGCCAUGGUCAACGUAAUACUAAAGUUUCAAGCUUUAUUGACAUACACAAUGCGCUACUGACAUACACAAAGCAUCACAGGGCAGCACAGAAAACCUCCUACUUGACAUAGAUGCCAAUCAAUAUUACAUUUAAAGUGCCUUCUUUGAUUAAAGAAACAGUGAGCGUUCCAGUGAAGAUUUCCACGUGAAAAAUGCCUCUCAAUGUUUUAUUUUUUAUUUGUUUUGGUUUUAUCAGCAGUACAAGUAACUAUUAAAAAUUGUGCUUCUUAAUGUGGCACUGGUCCCUAACAAAGAUAUGUGAGUGGAAUUCAACAAGAGCCCUGUUUAAAUGGCCAUAUGUGAAGCAUAGCCUUUUUAUUCCCCAUAUUACCCAAGUCACCUGAUUUGUUGUUUUUGCUAAUUAAUACAGCAUGUCAGUGGAUUAUUUGUCUAACUCAAACACUUCCCAGAUUUAUUACUCCAAACGUCAAGUGUCAUCAUCUCUUUGUGACAGGAAUUACAGUACAUACGCAGUAAACCAGAGUUCAAGGAAUGGGAUGGUGGUUAAAGCCCUAAUACCAAGUAUUUUCACAAUAUCUGGCAAGCCAGGUUGUUCUUUUAUAAUUAGUACUUUGUGUUUCCACUGUUGGCUGAGAUUUACUAACAUUCUUUAUUGAACAUCAUACUAGUUGCAUAUAUCUUUAUUAUCGAAGCAGCAUUUUAUUUCUUAUGGUAAAUCACAAAACAGAAAACAGAAGUUAACUGGCACUUUUUCACCUCAACCCUAAAUUUUAUCUUUUUAAGCCAUAAAAAAAUGUAAUCUCAAAGUAGGGAAAGGAAUUCAUGAAAGCAAAAAGUAAUUUCCAUCUGUGGAAACUGUGGAGGCUACUAACUAGCACAUAGUGGCCUUAACAAAAUGCCUUUACCCUUCAUCCAUCACUUGUGCUCUGCAGAGAAGAAUAAAAUGUAUUGUUAAUGGUCAGGAAAGUGUACAGGGAAACAGCACUUUCUGGGUGUCCUCAAACUCGUAUGGUGGUAGGUCAAUAAUUUUCUGGAGCUUAUGUUCAGCUCCAGAUAUAUACGCCUAGGCGGUAUGAUCCCCGCCUGAGAAUGUCGCUCAGCUUGGUUCCUUGUAGAUGGUAGGUCAGGAGCCAGUUAAAUUGUUGAGUGUUCAUGGGUAUUUCCCUCCAAAUUGCAGUGUCACAGAAAUUCACCAAUUACAUAGAAUGAGAAUAAAAACAGGAAAAUGGUGCUCUCUGUUUUGCUGUUAUAAAAGCAAAGUAAAAGGAAAUGUUUUUUGCUCAAUACUGUGUUGCAUGGGUGGUUUCCUCCCCACCAAGGAGAUAAAACGUGUGGCUCCUCCAGACAAAAUCUUCAGGGAUAAAAUCACGAAAGUCCAUGUAAGGUAACAAACUAGUUUUAUUUAAAACAAAGAUAAUAAAACCAAUGACAUAAAACACUAACACGUUUCACCCAAAGGGACAUUUUCAAAGUGUUACUGUUCAUGUGGACUUGUUUCAAUAGCCUACACAAUUAAGAAUGAGAGGGUCAGGUGGUGCCACAGGUCAUGUGUCUUACAGGUAGUCAGCUACAAACAAUUUACAAUUUAAAAAUACAUGGUACUAUAAAGCAGUGAAGGGUAUUAUGACAUUGCAAUUAUGCAGUUAGAAAAUGGAUACAUUUUAAAGUAAAAUAUAUCAAAAAGAAUUGGAGGGGGAAAAAAAGUGGAUGUCAGUGUUGUGGAGGAAUCUCCAAAUUGAUACUCACCCAAGCGAGACAAAUCCAAACCAAGAUGGCGGACGCCACAGUGCCUGUGACACGUGUCCCAGCCCUAAGCCACGCAGCAGACUCCACAGCUCCCUUAUGCAACAUCUCACCUAGACUGGAUGCAACCUUUCCCUGCUUCUAGGUCAUGCUGGAGAAGAGGAUAAAACCGACACACACCGACACGAUCCAGGUAGGGGAUGAAGGGCAUUCCUGCUGAGGGAGGCCUGAGGGUUCCGCUGUGCACCAUGCUACUAUGCCGCCAGCUGCCUUUUCCCACCCGGAGACUCACCCUGCUGCAAAAGCCACGACACCGGCAAACAGCACGGUAUCGGAGACGUAGAACUAUGUAGACUGCAUGCUCUCUCCCGGAUGGGAAGAUGGAGCUCUGCCAGCAAGUGUCACCAAGAGGCAUGCUCUUCUCCUGGUCUGGGACUGGGAAGUAGAAGCUCACCUGCGGCACAGCAGUGGCAAUCAACCAAGCAGACUGCACGAACAUGCGAAACUCCUACCCAGCCUGGACAUAGGAUGACCGCCAUGUGUUCCCCCUCAGGCGCUGUUCAGAUGUACAUUGUGCCCUCCUUACCUCUGGCACUGUAAGCCUGCUCUGACAGAGCUUACACUACUUAACUCCUCAUGUUUAACACAGCUCCUGUAUAAUUUUUCUCCACACCAUGACAACAUACCUUAUCUAAUGCUAGCUUUCUCACUCAUUCUCCUGUACUUUCUCUGUUCUUAAGUUCAGAUCUAUGUCUCAGCCUGUUUCCUAAAAAUAUAAAAAUGUUCAACUUCUUCUUAUGCCGUAACACUGUAUAUGUCUCUGAGUUUGCAAUAAGCUUGUCAUUGCUGUUGUUGCAUCACAAGCCUGUAUGUCUUCCCUUGCACUAUGAAAAUAAAGAAUAAAAAAAAAUUAGCCAUUUUCUAACUGCACGCUUGCAAUGUCAUAAUCCCCUUCACUGCUUUAUAGUAAAAUGUAUUUUCAAAUUGUAAAAUUGUUUGUAGCUGACUACCUGUAAGUAAUAUGACCCUCUUAUUCUUAAUUCUGUAUGCUAUUUAAACAAGACAGAUCCUCAUGUACUGUAACACUUUUUUUUUUUUUUAAAAAGCCCCUUUGGGUAAUAUGCGUUAGUGUUUUUAUGUAAUUGGUUUUAUUAUCAUUGUUUUAAAUAAAACUCAUUUUUUACCUUACCUGGACCUUCCUGAUUUUAUCCCUGAAUAUUUUAUCCGGAGGAGACGCGUUUUAUCUCCUCGUUGGGGAGGAAACCAGCUACUCUACACAGGAUUAAGAAAAAAACUAAUUUUUGCUCUCCUUUUCUAAGUAUACCUCUUUUUAUUUUGCUUUACAACAAAACAGAGAGUAUUAUUUUUCGGUUUUUAUUCUCAUUUUAUGUAAUUGGUGAAUAUCUGUGACACUGCAAUUUGGAGGGAAAUACCCAUGAACACGCAACAUUUUAACUUGCCCUUGACCCUGACCUGCCAUCUACAAGAAACCAAGCUGAGCGACAUAUCCACAGGCGGGGAUCACACCGCCCAGUCACAUAUAUCUGGAGCUUAACAUAAGCUCUAGAAAAUUAUUGACUCCCUGUAGUGGACCACGGGUAACCCGGCUGGUUACCUUUGCUAUUACCUUCCUUCAGCCACUCUGGAACCCUUAAAAAACAAGCAGGCAUCCAUUUCCCCCAGUAACUGGACGACACACAGUUCUGGAGUCAACUGAGGUUUAUUUGGUCACACAUGGUUUCCUAGGCACCGAUCCCUACAUGGGGUCUCCAACACAAUACAACAGGGGUUUCAAUCCCAAGAUCCCAAUGGGAGAUUGAGGAGGGACAAAGCAGCUAGUUUAAACUGGUCUGGCAGUGUCUUUUGGACAACACCCUGCUAGGACAGGAAAAGGAAGGGGGAGAGGCACAGACAAGCAAUAAAUUCAUAAAAGGAAGGGGGAGAGGCACAGACAAGUAAUACAUUCAACCUACCCUGCACCAAUAAUGGACACAGGGUGUCCAAAAUACAAAGGGAAUCUGGGGGAAAUAUACGAAUAAGAGUGACGGCGCUCCGUCACACAUCUCCCCUUUGUCUACCUCCGACAGCCACAGCAUUAUCCACAUGUGUCAGCUGUCUUGACUGGAUACAUAGUCUGUUAGUGCCAUGCCCGCAACAGCACUUGUCCUCAACCAGCCCCUAAAGUCCUUGGGUCUGGAUGGCGUUGCACCCUGCACCCUCCUAGAUACAGGGUGACUUAAACAUAAAGCGCCUUUAGCCCGCGAGGCUGUGCAACCCAGGCUCUGAUACACAUGAGUCUCUGAGCCCGUAAAACCCCCCACCAAAACAAGCCAUUCCAUCAACUGUGUCUCUGCAGUUUUUACGGUUGGCUGAGGCUGAUGGCCGUAGGUUGUGGAGUCCGUCGGGGCCCUGCUUCCUGUUUAUCACUGGGGUUGUGGCUGGCUUCUCGAGAGGAGAGCCGGCUGUGCUCUUCUCUUAGGGCUGCUUGGAUACUGGGAAGGGAGCGAGUAAUACUCCAUCUCCCCUGGAUCUCACUCCUCUGCUGGGGAGCGGUGCAGGUGGCACCUGCUCCCGGGGAUCACCACUCAGGUAGGUAGAGGCCGUUUGCCCUCUGCCCGGAGGCUCGCACCUCUACUGCCAUCAAGGGAAGGGGAGAGCAGAGCCUGGCUGCACUCUGCUCUGAUGCAGGGGCAUCCUUAAGGGCAGGGGUAGCGGCAGCCAUAGUCUCGCCUGCUACCUGCUGACCAGACCAUAACAGGUCGCUGGGGUCAGCCUCAGGAACUUGUGGACAGAGACCAGUGGUGCUCUGCCCUGAUGCCAGCUCUUGCGCUGGGUUUGCACUCUGCCGCUGGAGAGGAAGACCGAUUGUCUCCGCUCCUGGUAAUUCAGCUGCCGCUGGGUAGGGAGACCGGUUGUUUCACCUCCCUGGAACACAAUCUCUCACUGGGGAUAGAGACCGGUUGUCUCCUCUAUCUGCAUGAUACACUGCCGCUGGGGAGAGAGACUGACUGUCUCUUUUCCUGGACCCCACACUGCCACUGGGGAGAGAGACCGGCUAGUUCUUCUCCCAGGACCCCACACUGCCGCUGGGAAAGAAUGAUGACAUGCUUCUCUCCCGAGACUGCACACUGCCGCUGGGGAACAAGACCGACUGUCUCUUCUCCCUGGAAUCCACACUGCCACUGGGGAGAGAGACCGGUUGCCUCCUCUCCCUGUAACACACUCUGCCGCUGGGAAGAGAGACCGACUGUCUCUACUCCCUGGCCCCCACACUGCCACUGGGGAGGAAGGAUGACACGCUUCUCUCCCUGGCCUGCAUACUGCCACUGAGGAGUGAGACUGACCGUCUCUUCUCCCUGGACCCCACACUGCCGCUGGGCUCCCCCCAAACGUGCCAACUCACUUGCCAGCUCUGCUUUCUGCUGCAGGUACUCGGCCACUAGGUUCCUUGUAUGCUGUAUGCUUCUUCCAUUAAUGAAUGCUGGUUCUGUUUGCCACCAAUAAUGGGCACAGGGUGACCAAAAUACAAAAGGAAUCUGGGGAAAAUAUACAAAUAAGUGACAGCGUUCCGUCACACUGAAAACCAUGCGAGUUUGAGGACACCCAGAAGGCGCUGCUUCCUGGUACCCUUUUCUGACCUAUACCUCGGUCAGAGAUAAGAGACUCUGGUUUGAGAAGUACCAGCUACCAUACCCGAAUCUAACAAGCGCUAGGAACCUCACCAUCAAAUGUAUAUGUAUUGAUAAAAAGUUAGGGGGUCCCCUAUUCCCUCUUUACAACGAAUGAGGGGUGUCCAGUUUCAAAGUCCCUUCAAAGCUUCUCUACUACUUGACCUGGGUAAAACCAGACCCCUGGUCUAAGUGGAUAAUUAUAUCCCCUUUUGAGUCAGUGUGGCCAAAGGUUUGCAAACUCUGGUCUACCACUCUAUUCAGGCCAAAAGAGUUAAAUAAAAUGUAAAUGUUAUUUGUUUUACAUUAUAACACUACACAUUGGCUGGAAGUCAAAGUAUGGAGAGCAUCCCUAGAUGCAGAAGUAUUUAAAUGUACUUGGCAGGUCCUAACCAUGCUCUGAUGCACUGCGAUUGCUUAUUAGAUUGCCAGUCAAACUGCAUCACUGAAGAAGCUAUGCUAUCACAAGGCUUGCCCAGUCAAUAACCAACAGGGUUUUUAUUACCCAUUACAGAGUUUAGCCUUAGUGAGGUGAAGUGGAUUUCUCUGCUGUUUCCUCGCCAGUUUUUGCCUAAUGCCAGGGAUUAAACCGAAACAUGCAGAUAUUAUGCUCUAUGUUAAAACAGUUCCGUUUUUUUCCUUUAAUACUAUGCAUACAUUCCUAAAAAAUUUUACUUGAAAAUUAUUAUUUUUAUCUAGGUUUCGGUUCAGUGGACGAAUUCUUGGCCUUGCCCUUAUCCACCAAUACCUCCUGGAUGCCUUCUUUACCAGACCUUUCUACAAAGCCCUUCUGAGGCUGUAAGUGGAUAUAAUACAACCUUUGAAUAUAUUAUACAUUUGUGACUAAAAUAUUAUUUUUUUUAAAACCCACAUUGACAAAAAAUUAUUUUAUUUUUCUUUGAAAUGUACCACCUAUGUAUAUAUUUACUUUUCCACUGCCUUCUGAUGGUGUGUCAAAUUAGAGAGUAAGAGAGUCUAUAACUUACAGUUACCUGGCAUGAUAUUUAGGUUGAAAUUAAAGGCCAUUCAAUUUCGUACAUACAUUGUGUUUGCAGAAAUACUAACAAAUGUAUAGAUUUUAUUUGAAACCUGUAAAAAUAUCGUACCUCUCCAGCCUGUCAAUCAGUCCUCGGUAUACAAGUUCAAGCAAAAGGUUUUCCUCUUGCUGUCUGUCACUUGGAUACUUUCCAGCAAGCAGUUUUCCUGGUUUUGCAGUUGGAGUAUAACACACUGGCAUUGAUGUGUCGGUGUCACCAGAGAGUAUUGACGUAACACCAAUAGAUCUCUGAAAAGUAAAAUUAUAACAGCUCCCAAAGCCAAUAAAUCUAAAAUGUAUCACUAGGAUAAAUUAUAGAUUGAUGAACUGUGGUGCUGUUAUAUGUUAAUAUAAAUAUGUCAUGACAGGUUCUCUUGAAGUGCUACAAGAUCUGUCUCACCUAUACCCGGUGUAUGAGUGCUUCUAGGAGAAAAUCAGAGAUGCAGUUGAUGUUUUCUGUUACAAAAAAAACAGUUUAAUCUGCACAAUUUAACAGUCUCAUUGUAUGUACCAAGCAUUCCUUAUAUUAAUUUCACUAGAUGGAUGAGCAGUUUAGAAUUACUGCAUCUUUGAAAUUCAUUCUUCACAUAAGAAAUCUCGCUCCAUUGUGGUCUGAGAUCAUCUUGAGUGUUGCAUCUAUAAUUCAGUUUUAUUAUAAAAAAUAAAGUAUUUUACUUCGUAAAAUGUUGAGAGUCCAUGGUUCAUUGAAUAUGGGAUAAAGCCUUUACCAAUCGGAGUUUGAAACAUCCAAAUGCAGUGCUACAGUACACUCCUCUCUCUCUAACCCCUCUGCUAAAAUCUUUGGUUCUGUUUCUUCCUCACAGAAGGAAGGCUAAUUCAUUAGAGCUUUGAGUGAAAUAAUGUUUUAUUUUUUUUAUUUUUUUUACAAGUCUAAAUUUUAGUAUAAGUUCCCUAGCGAGGACACCUGGUCCACCUGCUGAAAGCUAGGCUUGAGUUUCAGGAAAGGCAUAUCCUCUCAAUUAAAGACACCCAUUGACAACAAAAUUAUGUUUGCUUCAAUCUCCUCCGUUUGGAAGAGACUUUAUCCCAUAUGUCUCGUGUGUUCUGUCCAUUUCAAAGGAAAUAGAUUUGUCAGGUAAGAAAAAAAAAAAGGAUUUAAAAAAUUUUUUCUUUAGCAAGUGCAUUUUGUUAGAUGAGUAACAUUGAAAGAAAAAUACAAUUAAAAUAAAAUAAUUAAUGUAUGUGUUCUACAUUGUCAAACAAGUUUUAUAUCUAUAUAUUGAUAGUCCCUGUGACCUGAGUGACCUUGAAUACCUGGAUGAAGAGUUCCAUCAAAGCUUGCAGUGGAUGAAGGACAACGACAUCACUGAAAUCUUGGAUUUGACAUUCACAGUAAAUGAGGAAGUGUUUGGUCAGGUUAGUAUGAAUAGAUCAGUGGAUAGCAUGAAUUUUAUAAAUAUAUUUUACAUUACUUGACUUGGGUGAAUACAGAUGUGUAGAUCAUAGUGCUCCUAAAUAAAAAGAAAAGAUUCAAAGUGAGAAAUAAAGAAAAUUUUAAGUGAAUUUCAAUUUAAGGCCAGAAUAGCCAGUCUGAAAACACUAUACAAUCCUGUUCCAAAAAUGUUCAAAUAAUUUAUCAACAAAAAUUCCUGUAGACUUAAAUGGUGACUUCUGUAGAUGAAUUAUUUGAAAAGCCUUUGUAAAAAUAUUGAAUAAUUUGGAAAGUGUAUUAAAAUCAAGGCCUAUGUUGAUGAAACGAUCUAGGUUAGUGAGAAUGCAGUUAUCUGAAUUGUGUCUAUUUUAAUUUUUUAUUUCACUGGGUUACUGUCUGCCUGUUUUCAAACAGAGAUGUUGCAUUUAUUAUCCACUGGCUUGCAGCACUGAAAGAUACAUAGGUGUUAAAAAGGUAUCUAAAGUUGUAGAAUUGCUGAUGUCAUAGAAACCAGUGAAAACAGGUGCAUUACAUUAAUAACGUCAUCCAUUUUCAAUAUUAGCACUAUUUUUCAGGACAGACACGGUAUGUGCAUAACAACAUCCAUUCACAUGAACAUUGUUCCUAAGCACUUCCAAAUAAUUAGAGAUUCCCCUAUUUCUGUACCUUAUGUACACUGAGACAGUACAUAAGUAAAAGGGUCCAGCUAACCACCAUAACUACUACCUCCCAUUGUAGUGACUGUGGUGUAUUAGUCUGCAGGCGCUAUCCAUCGGUUCAGGGUUAAAGGGCAAUGGCAACAGCACUUUGUGUUUGCUGUUCUAAGUUCAUCAUUUAAAAAAGCUAAUUGAGUAUUAGAAAAUCCUUUUGCAAUUAUGUUAACAAGGCUGAAAACUGUUUUGCUGAUUAAAGAAACAAUAACACUGGCAUUCAUUACACAAGUUGAGUAUAUGUCGUAUCAGCAGUUGUGGGUUCCAUUACUGGCUGAACAUGGCCAGAAACAAAGAACUUAUGAAACUUAUUAGUCUAUUCUGGUUCUAAAAAAUGAAGGGUAUCCCAUGCAAGGAACUGCCAUGAAACUGAAGAUCUUGUACAACGCUGUGUCCUAGUCUCUUCACAGAACAGCACAAACUGGCUGUAAAAAGACUAGAAAGAGGAGUAGGAGACCACAGUGCACGACUGAGCAAACGGACAAAUACAUAAGAGUAUCUAGUUUGAGAAAUAGAUGCUUCACACGUUCUCAACUGGCAGCUUCAUUAAAUAGUACACGCAAAACACUAAUCUCAACAUCAACAGUGAUGAGGCGAUCUUGAGAUGCUGGCCUUCUAGGAAGAGUUGCAAAGAAAAAGCCAUAAUGGCCAGAAGAUUAAAGUUGGCAAAAGAGCACAAACACCGAACACAGGAAGAUUGAAAAUAAGUGUUAUGAACAGACAAAUCUAAAUGUGAGGUUUUGGGAUCACAAAGAAGAACAUUCAUGAGUCACAAAUCAUAUGAAAAGAUGCUGGAUGAGUGAUUUAUGAUUGAUUGCAUCUGUCAAGCAUGGUGGAGGUGGUGUGAUGGUGUGAUGGUGCGAUGGUGUGAUGGUGCAUUGGGGAUGGAAAAGUGUGAAGUUCAUACAGGGUAAAUGAGACCUUGCAGAAGGAAGACACACUUAAUUUUGUAACGCCAUGCCAUACCCUGUGGUUUGCGCUUGAUUGGACACCAUACAAAAUGACAAUGACCCCCAGCACAGCUUCAAACUAUGCAAGAACUAUUUAAAGAAAAAGCACUCAGCUGGUAUCCUGUCUUUAAUGGAGUGGCCAGCACAAUCCGCAGAUACCAUCCCUACUGAGCUGUUGUGGGAGUAUCGUGAUGGUAUGGUACAUAAAACGUGCCCAUCAAGCCUAUCCAUCAUGUGGGCGCUGCAUUAGGAAGCAUGGGAUGAAACCUCUUCAUGUUACCUCCCAAUUUGACAGUAGAAUGCCAAAGGACUGCAAGGCUGUAAUUGCUGCAUAUGGAAGAUUCUUUGAUGAAAGCAAAGUUUGAAGGGCACACUUAUUAAUUUACUUAAAGGACCUCUAUAGUCACCCAGACCACUUCAGCAUAAUGAAGUGGUCUGGGUGCCAGGUCCCCCAGGUUUUAACCCUGCAGCUGUAAACAUAGCAGUUUCAGAGAAACUGCUAUGUUUACAUUGCAGGGUUAAUCCAGCCUCUAGUGGCUGUCUUCCUGACAGCUGCUAGAGGCGCUUCCCGACGCUCAAUGCGAAAAUCACAUUGAGCACGCAGAACGUCCACUCGGGAGCUGACGUCGGAGGGGGAGGAGAGGUCACCAGCACCAAGGGAGCCCAGCGCUGGAUAAAGAUAAGUGGCUGAAGGGGUUUCAACCCCUUCAGCCCAGUGGGAGGGGGGCCCUGAGGGUGGGGGGAGGAACCUAAGGAUUAUAUAGUAUCAGAAAAACGAGUUUGUUUUCCUGACACUAUAGUGGUCCUUUUAAAUUCAUUAUUUCUAACCUUGUCAAUGACUAUAUUUCUAUAGUCUACAGUUCUAAUUGGGCUGUGGAGAGUCCCCUUAACCCCUUAAGGACACAUGACAUGUGUGACAUGUCAUGAUUCCCUUUUAUUCCAGAAGUUUGGUCCUUAAGGGGUUAAACGAUUUCUAAAGUACAUAGAAGCAUGUGUGUGUUUAUGUAAGCAUGCAACUCAUGAUCUUGCCAUUUUAGGGAAAUGUUCCAUUUAAGUAGGUUAACAAUUUUCAAAUGAUUAUCUGCUGGUAACAAUAAUUUAAUUUAAUAAAACAAGUCAUAAAUAGUAGUCUCCACUUUGGAUAACUUUGUUACUAGACUGAUAUAUUUAUAAUGGUGGUUCAAGUUUUUACCUUGUUUUUCCAUCAGGUCACAGAGAGAGAACUCAAGUCAGGGGGAGCAAACAUACAGGUGACAGAAAAAAACAAAAAAGAAUAUAUAGAGAAAAUGGUAAAAUGGAGAGUCGAGCGUGGUGUAGUUCAGCAAACAGAAGCGCUUGUACGAGGAUUUUAUGAGGUAAGUUAUUGGGCAGAACUUACUACAAUAAAAAAAAGUUUUUAAUAAAAUAUUAUAUAUUCAUCUUAUUUCCAUUACUUUAUAUGAACCAUAAAAGCUUUUGGAAUAUAAAAGCUAAUUAAGAGGGUUAAAACAAAAAUGAAUAUAUGUAAUCAAUCCUUGCCUACUGUGAACCAGUUGGGACGAGACAGCUUUCCAUAAGUCAUCAGGAGAUGGAUUUACAGACCAAACUUUAGACAGACUUCAAAAUCAAAUAAAUUGUUCUUCAAAUAUUGAAUCUCUUAAGAACCUUUCCCUGAGCAUGACCUGAGUGCACUCUCUGUACCCUUUAGUCUAUUUACUCUCUGAACAGCUCAGUGAUCACGUCCCUUUGAUAGAUUUGUAGCAUGUCUUUCGCACUGACAAGAAAUACCAGUAUUGGACAUUCUAUUAAAUGUCUUUUAGAAAUCAGAGGAUUUUUUGGUAUUUCAAUUAUAUUAUUUUCAGUAGGUGCAAUGUGUAAAAGAAUAUUUUUGUUUUGUUUUGUUUAUACAAAUAUUCCUUCUGCGGUAAAGUAUUACACUUUAUAAAUUUUUACAUUUUUCAAAGCAGAAAAGAAAAUGUAUCCAUAUAUUUCUAAACUUUUUGAGGGCGUUAUUGGUUCAUAAUAAAACCGUUAAUACACUAAAAUUGUAAAUAAAUUAGAAUUUCUCAAAUUAUAAUAAAUUGUUAUUUGGUUCUAUAUAUGAUGAUAUUGUUUUCUCUGCUGCUCCAUAAAUAAGACUGCAGGCAAUUGUUUUAGGGUAUUUAAAGGAACACUCAAAGCCCCAUACCCACUACAGAUCACUGUAGUGGUUAUAGUGCACUGAUGCCCCACAUUGUAAGCAGUAAAACUGUUUUAGAGCAUUUUCACUACAUACCCGCAGUCUUCAGCACUGCUACUAAAAUUGGAGAGCCAGAAGCUUCUAUGUAAGAGCUGCCUUUCGUUUUCCUGAGCUAUGCCCUGCAAUGUAGAUUAUUGCCUGAGAGUGUCAGCUGAUCACUCUCAGUCAAUAAGCUAAGCCAACAAUCAUUGAUGCAGGGCUUAGCUAAAGUAGAGAGCUUUAGACUCUCUAUCAGAAAUAGCUAGUGCAGGCAGUGGAGCCCUGCAGACCCAAGGUAAUAAGUCAAUCCAUUCUAAAACAAUUUGACUACUUACAGUUGGGUGUCUGUCUGGAAACACCUGGUACCAUAACCACUAUAGUGUGGUUUACUGACUGAAACUUUAAACAUAAUGAUUGUUGUAUGUACCCAUAUGAGCUGUCCAAGUGAAGUGUAUAAACAUUUGCUUUUUAGGUUGUAGAUUCCAGACUUGUGUCGGUGUACGAUGCCCGGGAAUUAGAACUAGUAAUUGCUGGAACUGCUGAGAUAGACCUGAUCGAUUGGCGCAAUAACACAGAAUACAGAGGAGGUAAAUUUUUCCUGAACAUCUAACAGUGUCAGUUAACUGUGAAUUGCAUUUGGUUUUUUGUACAGUGUCACUUCAUCCAUCAUACAAUAUAUGUUUUGAAAACAAGAAACCACUAUAAAGGAUGACAAUACUCAAGUGUAAAUCAAAAGUGUUGGAGAAUUCAAUUGAUACCCUAAGGCUCUGCAUGUCCUGGAUCCCAGGAGUUCUCCUAGUCCAGUGUUCUCAAACCCAGUCCUCAUGGCCCACCAACAGUCCAUGAUUAUGUAUUUCCCUGUUUUAUUCAAAUUGAUAUACUGACAAAACCUGGACUGUUCACGAGGACUGGGUUGGAGAACACUGUACAUAUUGUGUACUAUACAGGCAACAAACAAAUUAUUCUCCAGCACGCCAAACAUGAAUGAAGAGACAAAGAGUCGAAGACUGUGUUGCUCAUAGCUUUUUGUUUGCUUUGAAUAGACCAAUAAAUGAUUUCCAUGCAUUGUUUUCCAUUGGUGGACUUUUUUAAAGUGCCCAUUUGGAUGACCAGUGAUUCAUUUCUUUUUUUUUUUGUUUAGUUUUAAACAUGAUUGCCUAGUGAAAUAAGAUGGUCCAGAGUGUAUUAUGGUAUUAUGUGUGAAUAAUACCACAAGUGUACUAAUAGAGAAGCAAUAAAUCCUCUCUUUCUCCUAAGGAAUAAGUGUAAGAACACUGGGCUAUUGUAUGAUUAACUAUAUCUGUCACAUCAGUGCAACUGAAAAUAGGCACGCAUCUACAGAAUGGGCCAAAAUUCAGAGCAGGGUUUGAGGAGUCAAUUACCUUUUUUAUUAAUAAAGCAAUUUUAUAUAGAGAUAUUACACACAAUGAAUGCUUAACAUAUGGAGAUUUGUUUUACUAGGUACGGAAGAUGACAUAUUUUAAAUGAGCUCCAUUCGCCACCUCGCAAUGUCUGGCUCUUCAAUUGCAUUUAUCACAACAUGAUAAUAGUUAAUGUUUGAGACUCUAGCACUCGAAUUUCUGCACCAAUAUUUACCUUGAGGUGCUUGAGUGUACGCAGUUUGUUCACAUACACCGUCUUCUUCAGAUAUCCGCAAAUAGAGUAAUCGGGAGCUGAAAGGUGAGACGAAUGGGCAGCCAAUUCAUCUGGGAAUUUCUUGAAAUUAUCCACUUGACGAUAGAAAUUAUCCACUCGAGAGACAGUUGUCUUUGUUUUGAAAAUAAAAUUCCACUACUUUUACUUUACCUUUACUUUACAUGAUUAAUCUCCCAAGGCUCAUUUAUUAUAUGUACCAUCAACAACAAAAAUUUUUACCAAUUAACAAAUAAGAUAUUUACCAGUCAAAUACUAUUCUGAAUUUUGGCCAACAUGUACAAAAACAGAAUAUUUUGUAUUUAUUUUAUUAUUUGGUGAAAAUACAAAGCAGAAACAUUCCAAUCAAAUAUUUUUAAAGUUCUAGGUUCCCCCCAGCCAACUUAAUUGCAACAGCACUCUAUGCAAACAAAAGAAGCCAAAAUAACACUGUUUGUACACAAACUGCUUAUAGGCAUACACGAGGGGUGUGCUAGGUGUGCCCAAAAUGCUCUAAUGCUUACUCACUAUUUUUUUUACUCAGUUUUUGUUUCUCACCAUCUGAAUAAACAUGAAAUGUAUGAAAAUUGUGGGUACUGUUUGCUCUUGUGCACGUGUGCUAGUGUGAGUCUGUAUACAUGAAUUAGCGUGUUGCUAAUGUGUGAAUGGAUAAUUAUUUCUGUGUGGCUAAUUAUAGGUUUAUAACUGGCUAGUUUUGUAUAUUUACAUAAUCAUGUGUGUUAAUGUGGAUGGGAGGCUCUCGCUCGCUUUUGCUCAGAAUCCUACAAAUGCUAAGGUUGGCUGUAAUUGCUAUUAACUAACCUUGUUUUGUUUUUUUUUUCUUUAAGGUUACCACGAUGGGCACAUAGUUAUCCGGUGGUUUUGGGCUGCAGUGGAGCGGUUUAACAAUGAGCAGAGGUUACGACUCUUACAGUUUGUCACUGGGACAUCCAGUGUGCCAUAUGAAGGAUUUGCAGCUCUUCGAGGUAGCAAUGGACUGAGGCGCUUUUGUAUAGAGAAAUGGGGGAAAAUAACAUCUCUUCCAAGGUAAAAGAAAAACACUUUUUUUUUGCAUUUCCAUUGCUAGCUGAACACAUCUCUUUUUGAUAGCUAAACCUACUGUCGGGUAGAGGUUUUAGAGCUAAGAAAUGCUUAAGGUGCCAAUUAUGUUUUGCUUUUUGGCAGGACAUGUCAUCUAAUCCUCUUUAUGACAAUGGAACAAAUAUGACAGUAAACCACUGCCUCACUGCGCAAACAGUAUCUACUCACAAAUUGACUGUUUUGGCUCAUAUUCCCAAAUCCAUAGAUAACCAACCACCAAUGUUUGCUGCAUGAACCUCAAAAGCUAUAUUUGCUUACAUAGAAUUUUCAGGAAUUCAAACUGAAUUUAACAUUUUAGGCCAAUAAUUUUAAUUUCUCUUUUCUUUCACUUUAAAAUCCAGACAAAUACACUGUAGUGAGGGAACCUGGAGGUGUUUAGUUUUAAACAGAUGCAACUGUUAAAAUCUCAUUACUCUCCAUUAUUUUAUAUCAGUAUAAGACAAACUACAAAGUUCUUGUUUUAUAUCCACAGGGCACACACAUGCUUCAAUCGCUUGGAUCUUCCCCCAUAUUCAUCCUACUCCAUGCUACAUGAGAAGUUGUUAAUAGCUGUUGAGGAGACAAGUACCUUUGGACUUGAAUAAGCAGAUGCAAGAAUUUCUGGUAUUUUCCAGGGCUGAAGUUUCCAUCUUCCUUUCCCACAGACACAGGUUGUCGUUGUGGUCUAUUUUUCACCCGCCAUUUUGGUUAUUUACUUUUUUUCUUUUUGCGUUCUAGUUACAAAAGAACCUACUUAUAAACAUGCAUGGGGAACUGGUUCCCUCCAAGAUCCUAUAUUUGUGCUUUCCUCCUCAGAUUUCAGCAAUCCACAAUUCUGUAUGCAAUAUAAAAAAAAUAUCACAAAUGAACUCAAGGCUCUGUAUAUCUCUGCAUACCGCCGAAAUAAACAUACAGUACAGCUGCGUAUAGAACUGCAUAAAUCAGGGUGAUUUUUUUUUAGUUCUAUCUCACAAAGAAAAAGAGAAUUCUGCAACAUAAUGUCAGAUGAUGUUGGACUUUCCCGCCAAAUUGUUUCAUGCUUCCUUUGUGUUCUCUGUAAGGAAACUGUUCCCUUUCUUAAUGCUGAUUACAAAAUAAAAAUAAGCUUAUAGCACAGAGAGAAUAUAUUUUGAAAGGUCCCUAUUAUACAAAGCAAAUUAUCUCAAUUUAUCAAAAUAAGUGAACACCAUAAUCUUUUUUUUUUUUUUUUAAACAAGUAUUUUGGACAUCUUGGGAAUUUAGGUAUCUAUGGUUUAGGUAUCUACGGUCAUGGGAGACAGUCUCAGUGGAGAUUUAUUGUUUAGACUCGUUUCUGAGCAUAUUUUAAAUUUAUUGUGUGAUUAUCUAUUGAUAGGUAUUUGAUAAGCGGAUUGACAGAUGUUAGAUAAGAAGAUUGUUCUUAAUUUAUGACAUAAAAUAAUCUCAACUAGUUCACUCGUAUCUCUCAGAAAUGUGCCAAUACCUCAGUAUGAAAACUGUAUACCCAAGUCUGUUUCUGUAAAUAAAUUAAAGGGACACAGUAGGCACAAUAAACACUUCAAGUGAUUGAAGUGGUUAUGGUGAAUACAGUGUUCCUUUAACUAUACCGAAGCCUAGAUAGGACACUAACUUCUAAUCUGUGGAAAUUUAAGCUCUAAUCGGUAACAAAAACAGAAUAAUUCUUCAAUUACAAUGUUGUCCAGUAAAGCUCAUUUGUCAGAAUCCAGACUGUUUUCUGCUAACCUAGACUUUAAUACUAUUGACAGGAGCUUAUAAUAUUGUCUACAUUUUUUCCUGGGCAAUUUGCACCAGUUCUACUAUAUCAAUUAAACAUAUUAGGUUUCCUAUAUGUAUAUCUUCCACCAAAAUAUAGUGGUGGAAGAUUUACAUAUAGACAGCAUUGUGGGAAAUGCUGGCAUGUUUUAGAAAGCAUUGUGGGAUAUACUGCUGGCAUGUUAUAAUAAUAUCCAUUUGAGUACAAACAUAAAUGGGAGCAAUAUUUCAGCUCCUUCAGAAGUUUAUAGCUCACCUGCUCUGGAGGGAUUGGAUAUUAUUAUAACAUGCCAGCACAUUCUACAAUGAGUGAUUUUUAUCAUAUCCCAUCAAUUUAGUAUGGACUUAGAUAUUAAAGGGAUUCUAUUAACAUUUAACUUCAUCUGUCUAGUUAAAAAGUGACUGUUUCUUUGAAACAGAUUAGAAUUUGCACAAACAAAGUACUUGCAGGGAUACCAGAUCUGAGCAUUUUUAAAGAAAUAAACAUGACCCCAAUGUUUAAUUUAAUCCUGAAUUAAAUGGCACUAUCGUAAAUAUACUGGCACCAAACACACAAACUCAGUUUCUGUGAUAGUUUCCCUUUAAGUAUUUUGCUUUAAAUACCCUAAACAUUUAAAUAUAACCUGAGAUAUAAUUAAAUAACUAUAUAUAAUUUUUAACAGUCAAUGCAUUUGGAAUCCAGCACUCAAAUGACUUGAGAGGGGUGAGCACCAUCAUGGAACUGUUCUGCAAUCUGGGCUUUAUCUAUGAUAUAAUAUAUUGAUUUAUCUGCUCAGCAUUGGUGCCAGUCUGUCCUGUUCAGGAUAUAUUACAAUACUGGAAGUUGAGUACAAACAUAAAUGGGAGCAAUAUUUCAGCUCCUUCAGAAGUUUAUAGCUCACCUGUUCUAGAGGGAUUGCCAGGUAAUCAUAUCUAAUUGUCACUGGAGUAGACUUUGGUAAAGUCUUCUUUGGAACACAAAGACUUUGUAUAGUGACUUUCUUGCACAGGUAAAAUUUUAUGGGGCAUAUCGACAGAGGAGCAGGAUUCUGAGCAUCUAAUGCCCGCGCAUUUCACACAGCCUCCUGUUUUUCACGUCCACGAGCAAGAACUUGCAUGCAAGCUCAGAAACCCUCAUAUCGCCAGUCACCAAGGCUGUAUGCAAAGGAAAUGCAUAAAACAAAAUACAAAUGUAAUUAAGACAUUUUUCAAUAAAAGUGUUUACAUCUAUGUCAUGUUUGAAUAAUAAUACUUACUUGAUCACUACAAUUGUUAAUGUAUUGCAAUUAAAAGGUG